UGGCCUUUGAAGCCCAGCUGACUAUCAUACCUGUGAUUAAUAAGAUUGAUCUGAAAAACGCAGACCCAGAGCAAGUGGAGUCGCAGAUCGAAAAGACGUUUGACAUUCCCCGAGAGGAGUGCGUCAGGGUAAAAGACGGCGGACAUGUUCGCUGUUUCCGCGGCGGUUUCUUGCACGUGCCUCAGAAAUGUCUCUCCCUGUGCGUCAGAUCUCAGCCAAACUGGGAACCAACGUUGAAACAGUUCUUCGAGCGGUCGUUGAAAGGAUUCCACCUCCCGCUGGGAGCGUCGGCGACCCGUUUAAAGCUCUGGUGUUCGACUCCAAUUUUGACCACUACAGAGGAGUGGUGGCCAACAUCGCAGUGUUUGGAGGUCAAGUGAAGAAAGGGGACAAGAUCGUGUCGGCAUACCUCUGUAAAACCUAUGAGGUCAAUGAGCUGGGCCUGCUGCGGCCAGAGGAGCACCCAACACAGAAGCUGUACGUGCCAAUUAGC
This is a messenger RNA of Fundulus heteroclitus (mummichog), 493 nucleotides long. Its product is annotated as translation factor Guf1, mitochondrial-like. Gene Ontology annotation, cellular component: mitochondrion. The record is from RefSeq and is a predicted model, not a curated record. Lineage: Eukaryota; Metazoa; Chordata; Actinopteri; Cyprinodontiformes; Fundulidae. Gene Ontology annotation, biological process: positive regulation of translation. Gene Ontology annotation, molecular function: GTP binding; mitochondrial ribosome binding.